Naegleria lovaniensis is the source of this 1908-nucleotide messenger RNA. RefSeq lists its product as uncharacterized. The record is from RefSeq and is a predicted model, not a curated record. The transcript has a single exon. Gene Ontology annotation, molecular function: RNA binding. Bases 1 to 1908 code for a protein of 635 amino acids. Gene Ontology annotation, cellular component: nucleolus; PeBoW complex. Gene Ontology annotation, biological process: ribosome biogenesis; maturation of LSU-rRNA from tricistronic rRNA transcript (SSU-rRNA, 5.8S rRNA, LSU-rRNA). Lineage: Eukaryota; Heterolobosea; Eutetramitea; Acrasida; Naegleriidae.
AUGGGUAAAGCACCACAAAAGAAUUUCUUUGCAACCAAGGAUCUCACCAAAGCCAAAUACGUAUCCAAGAAUAGUGCUCAAGAGAGGCUUCAAAUAUCCCGAGCAAACUUUCGGCACUUGCUCAUUCUGAAAGGUAUUCACCCAAAGGUUCCUGAGAAGAAUUCAAAGGCUAAAAACGUUGCCAAAUAUGCCAAAGAUAAAACCUACUAUUACAAGAAGGAUGUUAACUUUAUUGCUCAUGAUCCUCUCUUGGAUAAAUUGAGAGAAUAUAAAACUUAUUUACGCCGAGUUGCAAAGGCUAAAGGUAGAGGAGAUGUUGAACAUUUAGAACGUUUGAAAGAAUUGGAGCCCGAAUUUACCUAUGAUCAUCUUGUCAAGGAAAGAUAUCCAUCCUUCCAAGCUGCUCUCAAUGAUUUAAACGAUUGUCUUUGCAUACUCUUCAUGUAUACUCAACUUCCAGCUGGUUUGGGUAAAGUAACUGCAGAAAUGACUGAAAAUGCCAAACGAUUGUGUGAUGAGUUUUGUUCCUAUGUGUGUCAAACGAAGAGUUUGAGGAAGGUGUUUUUAUCGUUCAAGGGAAUUUAUUAUCAAGCAAACAUUCAGGGCGUCGAUAUUACUUGGAUUGUUCCCUAUGAUUUUCCACAAGUGAUUCCAGAAAAUAUUGAUUUUAACAUCUUUAGAAGUUUUAUUCAAUUUUAUUUAACGUUAUUGACCUUUGUGAAUUACAAGCUCUACAAUGAUGCAAAUAUUGAAUAUCCACCAAAAUAUACUGCCAAGAGUGAUAAGAGUUAUUUGAUUGAUCUCAAACAAGGCGGUGCAGAGGAUGAGAAUGUUGAUUUACGUUCUGUGGCUGGACCUGCCAUUGAGCAAGAUGAAAAGAAAGCCUCUUCUCCCGAGGAAGUAUUUAUGAACAAAUUUAAGGGCAUGUUCAAAGGAUUGGUCUUUUAUUUCUCGAGAGAGUGUCCAAAAUCUGCAUUGGAAUUUAUUGUCAAAUCAUUUGGAGGUGAGUGUGGAUGGGCAUCCGAAGACUCGCCAUUCGAUGAGACCCACGACAAAAUUACUCACAUGGUUGUUGAUAGAAAAAUUGCACCUGAAAAGAUGAUUAAGGAUCGUGAAUAUGUUCAACCUCAAUAUGUGUUCGAUUGUGUGAAUGCUAUGAUCAAACUUCCUGUUGAACCCUAUGCUCCUGGAAAGAAAUUACCACCUCACUUGUCACCUUUUGUUGAAUACAAGAAAGAUACAUACAUGCCCAAAUAUGCUGAAGAAAUUCGAGCCAUGGUUGAAAAGGAAUUGAAAUUAAUUAAGAAACAAUAUCAACAAGAUGUUGAAGAUGACCAGGAGGAGGCUGAAAUUUUGGAAGAUUUAGAUGACGACAGCGACGAGGAAGAAGAGAGACAUCAUAUGGAACUCGUUGCCGAAAUUGAAGGAAAGAAAUUUGCAGAUGUGCAACAAGAAUUGGAAAAGGCAAGACAAAAAUCAAAGGACGAACUCAAACUUCAACAAUUAUCGAACAAGCCUCGAAACAAGAAGGAAGAACGAGAACAAGAGCUCAUUGAAAUGCGUAAGGUGAUGGCUUCUCGAAGAAAUAGAAAACUCUAUGACCGAAUUCAGAAACUACAAAGGGGCAAGAAUGCUUAUAACAAGCAAUUGUUGAAACGAAGGAUGAAAUUGGAAGAGGAGGAGAAGAAGGCGAAACAAAUGGAGGACAAUGUCGAAGAUACAAUGGUGGAUGAAGGAGAGGAGCAUGAUGUUGAAGAGGAAGAACGUGACAACACAACACCAAGCAAAUCACAUCGAAACAAGCAAGAAGUGAGACCUGAGGACAGCGAGGAAGAGGAUGACGAUUUAUUGGGCCAGUUUGCUGAGGAUGACGAUGAAGAAGAUUCUGAUGAUAUUGAGCUUGUGUAA